Molecule: messenger RNA, 695 nt
Organism: Hippocampus comes (tiger tail seahorse)
Lineage: Eukaryota; Metazoa; Chordata; Actinopteri; Syngnathiformes; Syngnathidae
Product: epididymis-specific alpha-mannosidase-like
Exons: 3
Coding region: 89-649 (186 amino acids)
Biological process (GO): mannose metabolic process
Cellular component (GO): lysosome
Molecular function (GO): alpha-mannosidase activity
Source: RefSeq, a predicted model, not a curated record
AAAUAACGGCCGCUUUUUCAGGUCGGGCUUCUACUGGAACGGCGUGGCCUUGUUCCCCGACCCCCCGAAAGACGGUGUGUACCCAAACAUGAGUUUGCCCGUCACCAAGGAAACGGUGCACGCUUACGCCAGCACCAUGGUGGAGAACAUCAAGCAGAGGGCCGACUGGUUUCGGACCAAGCACGUUCUGUGGCCAUGGGGCUGUGACAAACAGUUCUACAAUUCGUCCGUGCAGUUCGCCAACAUGGACCCGUUAAUGGACUACAUCAACAAGAACAGUAAGGACUUGGGGGUCACGGUCCGCUAUGCCACACUCGCCGAAUACUUCCGAGCCGUACACGAUGCGGAUCUUGUCUGGGAGGUGCGCGGGAGUGAAGACUUUCUGCCUUAUUCUACCGAGUCCCACCAGGCGUGGACAGGAUUUUACGCCUCUCGGAACAUCCUAAAAGGGGUGGCGCGGCGAGCCAGUGCCCAACUUCAUGCGGCCGAGACUCUCUUCACGCUGUACCGGAUCAACUAUCCGGACGGACCUGUCACAAAAGACUGGGCGCUUGCUAAGCUAAAAGCUCUACGCUGGGCCGUCUCGGAGGUAGAAUAUGGCACCAUGCAAUUGUGUUACUCUUCACACAAAAUAGGGAUAUUCAGAUGAAAUUUCAAGAUGAGCCUGAGAUGUACCGCGACUCUUACAGGCCGCG